UGUUAUGUGGCUGUCAGGAGGCGCGGCUGUCAGAGUCACCUAAACAUCUGGAGAAGUCAGACUGGAAUAAAAGCUCUCAUCAGUGGAUCUGUGUCAUUAAACACUUUUCCUGAUCAUUUUUAUUUUUUACUGGAAACAGUCCAAGAGGUUUGAAGAAUGCGUCGCACCUCAGCCUGGGUCGGCUGGGCGCUGUGUUUGUGCGCGUCUGUGGCCGCGAGCGCGCGGGACGAACCCGAGGACGAGGAGAUGGUGCUGGAUCUGAUCCACGAGGACGGGGCCAAACCUGAAUCCGGAGCCGAGCCGAGUGCGGAGUUCCUCAAGUGCAACAAGGCAGCGUGGCGCAUGCCCGGUCAGUACGUGGUCAUGCUGCAUCAGGGGACGCACAACUCUCACGUGCAGAGGACCAUCAGGAGGCUGAGGGCCAAAGCAUCCAGGAGGGGGGACCCGCUGGAAGUCCUGCAAACAUACUCUGGAGCUCUGCACGGUUUCCUGGUCAAGAUGAGCAGUGACGUCCUUCACCUGGCGAUGAAGCUCCCACAUGUCCAAUACAUAGAGGAGGACUCGUCCAUCUUUGCUCAGAGCGCCCCGUGGAACCUCCAGAGGUUACUGCAGCCUCAUGGAGGAACCUCUGAAAAUGGAACAUACCGACCACCCAACGAUGGUGGAAUGGCGAAGGUGUAUCUGAUGGAUGGCAGUGUUCAGAGUUCUCACAGAGAGAUUGAAGGCCGAGUGCUCAUCACAGACUUUAAUAGCGUCCCUGAGGAGGAUGGAGUCAGAGUUCAUAGACAGGCCAGUCAGUGUGACAGUCAUGGCACGCACAUGGCGGGGGUCGUGAGUGGGUCGGACUCUGGUGUUGCUCGAGGCGCAGGUGUGAACCUGGUCCGUGUGCUCAACUGCCAGGGGAAAGGCACCGUGUCAGGAGCUCUGGCAGGUAUACAGUAUAUCCGAGCAUCUUUACUGGCCCGUCCUGUGAAUGCUGUGGUUGUUUUGCUGCCUUUCAUCGGAGGUUUCAGCCGUUCAUUAAACGCAGCCUGUCUGGACCUGGUGGCCAACGGAGCGGUUGUCAUCGCUGCUGCAGGGAACUACAGAGAAGACGCCUGCCUCUACUCACCUGCUUCAGAGCCUGAGGUCAUAACAGUAGGGGCUGUUAACUCAGCAGACCAGCUCAUGUCACAGGGAGCGGGGGGCACCAACUUUGGCCGCUGCGUUGAUCUCUUUGCACCCGGCGAUGACAUCAUCAGUGCCAGUAGCGACUGCAGCACCUGUUUCACCUCCCGGAGUGGAACCUCCCAGGCUGCUGCACAUGCUGCGGGUAUAGCAGCAGUGAUCCUGUCGUCCAAUCAGAACGUGUCGCCGGUGCAGGUCCUGCAAAUGAUGCUGCAUUAUUCCAUCAGCAACACAAUCAACUUUCUCUCGCUGUCUGACACACAACGUCUCACUACUCCCAACCUGGUAGCAGCCAUGCCUCAUGCCAACAGCACAAAUGGGGAGCUUCUGUGUCGCUCAGUGUGGUCAGAGAGGUCAGGGGUCACGAGUACCGACAAGGCGAUCAGUCGCUGCCGUCUGGGGGAGGAGAUGAUGAGCUGCAGCAGCUACACUCCUGAUGGCGUCCACAUGGGAGAAACCAUCUCGGUGAACAGCGGGCAGAUGGAGUGUGUAGCCUAUAAUGCUGCAGGAGGUGGAGGUGUGUAUGCUGUGGCGCGUUGCUGUGUUAUAAGUGGUCUGCAGUGCCAGGUCCAUGUGAGUCCUGCACCCGGACAAGAUGCAACUUGUGUCGACCCGCAGCACCACCUGACUGGCUGCACGUCUUGGUCCGCUGCUGACGUCUCAUCCAGCUCGCGCCCACACCGCCGUGACCCGAGGCGAUGUGUUGUGACAGAAGGGGCGACGUCUCACGCCGUGUGCUGCCACGCUCCGUCUCUGGAGUGCCACCUGUUGGAAAACUCAUCAGCUGAUAAGGAUCAGGUCGAGGUGUCCUGUCCCUCCGGCUGGACUCUGACAGACUGUAGCGCCAUCUCUCAGGGCUCAGCUAUAUUUGGGCCGGUUGCUAAGGGCAACAGUUGCCGUGUCCACAGUGCUGCAGGAGCUGAUGGGGCAGCUGGCGUCGCCGUUUGCUGCCGCGUCAGACCACCAGAGCAGCACGCUGCUACCUUCCACUGAGCUCGCUUGAUGUCCAACACCUUAAAAAAACAGCUUUGACAUUUCUCUCCUGCAGACUUCUCUAAUGUUGUAUUCUUUUUCAUCUAUCAAUGACAGUCAGUGCUUCUUUAACCCUUUGAUGCACAACAUGGGUCUAAAGUGACCCGAGUAAGUUUUUAUGUUCUAUAUCUUUGCAAUAAAUUAAUUUCAUCAUUCAGUAUUACAGGUUUUCCUCAAAUAACUUGUUUUUACAUCCUAAUUUUUGGUUUUCAUUUCUUACUUUUUGAAUAAAACCCCUAUUUUUUUUUUUUAAUCACUACGCUUCUAAUGCACAAGGUCAUUUUUGACCCAUGUUGUGCAUUAGAAGGUUUUUAUAUGUUGUCACCCAUUUAAAACCUGACAAAGAAGACACAAAUAUUAACUAUCCUAUUUUGUUAAAUUGGUGCUUUUCCAAUGGAAAUUAUUAUUUGGUGGCUCUAAUAAGUAAAAUAUGUGAUUUUCCAAUGUAAUCUGGUGGUUUUAACAACUCUUUUAAAGUUAAACCUUCAAAAUAAGACAAACAUAGUUACACAUAUACUCAAAUAGUUAAUUUAGUGAAUCGCUUUUUGUAUCAGUACACUUCUAAUGCACAAUGUAAUUUUUGACCCAUGUGUUUAAACUUGAUGUAAUAAUACAAAACUAUUUUCUCCAUAAAGUAUGAAAGGAAAAAUGGUUAUCUGUUAUAAUAAAAAAAAAAGAUAUUCAAACACACAGCCAGCAUGAAAUAACAUGGGAAAUGAAUGUGGGUCAUUUUUGACCAAUGUUGUGCAUUAGAAGGUGUUUAUAUGUUGUGCAUCAAAGGGUUAAAGCUCUUUGUGCGUUUCAGUUUUAGGGUUAAAAUAUGCUCCAGCACACAUACUGUAAUAACGCCUCAGACUAUGUCUCCUCAUCUCAUAGUUUGUAAAAUGUAACCAAAUAUUUUUGUAACUUUUACAAAAGAAUUAUGACCAAGAGCAUUCAUGGAUCCUUUGUGUUUUCUUUUUAAAUAAUAUAACAUUCUAAUAAUUUCUUAAAGGUCCCAUAUUGUAAAAAGAGAUCUCCGUGUGUUUUUUAAUUAUAAAGCAGGUGCUAUAUAAAUACUAUGGAAGCAUCAAAAACACUCAAGCCAUGGAGAAACAGUCAGAAACUUCAUUUAAAUGAGCCAUCAGGACUUCUAUGAGGUUGUGAUGUCACUCCUAUAUAUAUAAUAUAGAAGUGCUGCUAAAGUGCCAUUACAGUCAUUCCCAGGCUGCAGUGAUGGUGCAGAAAUCUUGAACACUGAUCAAUCAGAGCAGAAUGACCUUUUUUCAGGAGGGGAACUUAAAGAGACAGGC
This is a messenger RNA of Centropristis striata (black sea bass), 3491 nucleotides long. RefSeq names its product proprotein convertase subtilisin/kexin type 9 (gene pcsk9). The record is from RefSeq and is a predicted model, not a curated record. Gene Ontology annotation, biological process: proteolysis. Bases 157 to 2160 code for a protein of 667 amino acids. The transcript has 12 exons. Gene Ontology annotation, molecular function: serine-type endopeptidase activity. NCBI's taxonomy places the organism in Eukaryota, Metazoa, Chordata, Actinopteri, Perciformes, Serranidae.